GUGCAUGAACUGAGGGGUCUUGGUCUCAUUCCCUGGGUGAAGAGCCAGGUCUUUAGGGCUCUUCUAAGUAGCAGUAGAAUAAGGGCCAUGGAUGCUUUAAUAACUUUUAUCAUAUAGAUGUAUAUCAGGGAAUCUGUAUUAGCACAAAUCUUGACAUCUAUAACAUAAUGGUAGAAUAAUUAUUUUUCUAAAUUAUAAUUUGUAAAAUGGCACAAUUUUAUAUGCCCUUUGGCAUUCCUUUCAUGUAAAAAGAAAAACAAACAUUAAGAAUGACACACAAAAAUCUAUAACCUAGAGAAACUUUUUCUAUAGAGAGAAUAUUCUUUCUUAUUUAAGUGCUAAAAAUACAGGGAAGUAGUGAGCAUAAUAUUUUACAAAGAAUACCUACAUUUUGAAACCAUUUUAUUUUAUUUUUAUUUUAUUAAACAUUUUUGUCACUAAACUUACCACAGGGUAAUUCUUCCAUUGAAAACCUUUCCCUAAAUUUGCUUGUCUCUUCCCAUCACAUUAUUAUUAUAUUGCAAUUUCUAUAAAUCCUGAGAGAAGUUGAUUAACAUGCAUACAUUGAUGGUGACAAAUUAACAUAAUGAUAACAUUUAUCAUUACUUUAAUUGUAACAGCAAGAGCACUUAAGACAUAUACCGCUUCAUAGUGCUUUACAGCUCAAUUGUUAUCACUAGUUAGAACAACAUGUAUUGUAUGUAUUAUACUAAAUAGUUGCAGAAAUUUCAGAAAAAAUGGAUGCUAAAAUAUUCUCUGAUAUCAGACCACAUGUCUGAUGGGUGGGUGGGGAAAACUGUGGUUACUUAUUGUUGAAAAUUCCUGAUAGCUACUUUUCCAGUUCAAUAUUGUGGUGAUAUGAUAUACACAUUUAUCACAAAUAAAUUCAAGGUAUUCAAGCAAACUCCACAUCAAUAUGUACAACAAAUUAGGCCAGUUUAGGGAAGCUCCAAAAUAUGCCAGCAAACAUAAGUCUGAUAGUGAUGAUAACAUGUUGGUUCAAUUGAACAACCAUAAAUUGCGGGUUUAAAUUUGAUUUCCAGCAGAUAGCCCAUGUUAGUCUGUUGAAGCAUAUGAAAACCUCAGUGAAUCUGAAAAAAGAGCCAUGCAAUAAAAAGUGGACUACAAUUCAAUAUACCAGAUACAAAAUACAUAGGAAGGAGUUGACCAGAUACAAAAUAUAUUGUAUGAAGUUGUCUGUAAUUCAUGGAAAUUCUGCCAUAAUAAAGUGUCUUGCUGUAAUGAAAUGUCUGAAUAAUCAUCACUGUUUUUUCCAGCAGUGAUUGAAAGGUUCCUAUAUAAGUAUAUUUUAAAUCUGAAUGUUGUAGCUUUCUCAUCGUUUUGCUGUGCUAAUACUGACCAGGAAGCUUUUGACAGUAAAGUCUCAUUUCAUCUGCCCCCCCUUUCUUUCAUUCCUGAGGAGAGGUACUACUUUUAAGUAGGAAAGUAUCCAUCUGCCCGGCAGCGCCUCCAAAAGAGGCUUUUUGGGCGUUAUGAACUUCUCUUUUCGGGAUUCUUGGCCUCUGUGGGAGCAGUCCAGCUUGGAGUCAUUUCUGCAACCGCCACUAAAAUUCAGUCCCGCGGCAAUUGUUUACCAGCUCCCCCUCGAAAGUCGUCACACAAAGCCCUGCUUUUCCGUGGGGCACCACAUGCCGGCGACCAAGAAACCCAUUUCUAGGUCCAAGGGACUUGGGAGUUUAUGACCCAAGAAACCCUCCCACGUCAGUUAAUGGACAUUUGUAUGCGCGUGUACGAGCGCCCGUUUCUUCUCAGAGCCAGAGUUCCCCCUUUCUCUUCUCUACCUGCGUCCCUGCCACCAAACUGGCCACAGGUUUAGAAAAGACCCAUUUCUAGGUCACUAUCACAUGUCAAAGAUUUGGAGACAGUUUAAUUUUCCUGUCCUUGUAAUUUUCAUUUACCAUUCCAGUCCCUUUAGCACAUGGAAUCCUUCACAGAUACUACUGUACAUUGCCGUUCUGGAUGAGUGGAAGGUCACAGUAAUGAAAGGCAGCAAUAGGAAUAAAGAUCACUCAACAGACGGAGAAGGAACUGGAAAACGACCAAAGAGGAAGUGUCUUCAGUGGCAUCCACUACUUGCAAAGAAAAUUCUUGACUUUUCUGAAGAGGAGGAAGAGGAAGAAGACGAGGAAGAUAUUGAAAAGGUCCAGAUUCUGAGUGCUGAUGGUCUUGAUCAUGAUGCUGAUGAAACAGAAGAUGAGGAAUCUUCAGAACAGCGAGCUCGCAGACCAAUGAAUGCAUUCCUUUUGUUCUGCAAACGUCAUCGUUCCCUUGUCCGGCAAGAACAUCCUCGUCUGGACAAUCGUGGUGCUACCAAAAUAUUGGCAGAUUGGUGGUCUCUUCUUGAGCCUAAAGAAAAACAAAAAUACACCGACAUGGCCAAGGAGUAUAAAGAUGCAUUUAUGAAAGCAAAUCCUGGCUAUAAAUGGUGUCCACCUACAAACAAACCUGUGAAAACUCAGUCACCCACAUUAACAAAUCGAAAAAAGCUUUGGGCUUUCCCAUCAGAAGUUACAAAAGAUUUGUCUAGUCCAAAAAAAUUGAUGAAGACAGAAGAAACCCCUCAGCUGAAUUUUGCAAUGGCAGAUCCUACGCAAAUGGGAGGCCUCAGCAUGCUACUGUUAGCUGGAGAACAUGCCUUGACUGCACAAGAAGUUUCUUCAAGUACAUGUCAUUCUGAUUCCCCUAAUUCUACUGAAGGGUGUCUAAAUUCAACAAUGUUACAAUUUGCUGAGAUUUCUUCAAAUCUGUCAAAGGGAACUGUUCCUGAAAAUCCAAAAGAAAGUGAUGAAUCAGCUCUACUUCAGUUCUCAGAGUUGAAGGGUCCUGAGCCAAUCAAGCACUAUAGAAAAUCAGCACUUUUCCAGUUGGCUGAGAUCUCAUCAAGUACAUCCCAUUCAGGUCCUUCUGAAUUAACGAAACAGUGUGGGACAUCAGCAUUGUUUCAGCUGGCAGAGAUGUGCCUUGCAUCAGAGGAAGUAAAAGUGAGAGAACCUGGGAAAGCAAAACCUGAAACAGCCAGGAUUGUCAAAACACUGGAAGCAUCUGAACAGAUGAAAGUUGAAGUUUUGGAGAAAGCAAAAGUAAAAACCGAAAAAUCUCAGAAAAUGAAGAGACAAGAACAAGAAAAGACAAAGGCUGGGGUUUUCGAAGAGGUAACAAGGUGUAUACAUAUUUCAGAUCCAGCUUUGAACAGCAUUACAUUAGUUGGACAUGACAGUGCAACAGCAAAAGUUCCUGCAUGCUGUUCCCAUGAGCUGACAUCAGUAGCUGACAUCAGCACUUUAGGAUUAAACAAACCAGAAAAACUGAAGAAAAAGAAGAAGAAAAAUAAAAUGGACCAACAAGGACUUGAGAAAUGUACUCCUAAAAAGACUUGCAAAAAAAGGCAGUCUUCCGAAUCAGAUAUUGAGAGUGUCAUUUAUACUAUUGAAGCAGUUGCAAAAGGGGACUGGGGGACAGAGAGACUUACAGAAAUGUCCCAUAAGAAAAUUUGCCUUUCUUCUGCAAUGAAGGGCAAUAUUUUGGACACAAAGUCACCAAAGAAGAAAGUAAAGUCAAAAGAAAAAAAAGCACUGAAAGAAAAAUGUUUAGAGACCACCAAAGAAUCAAAGCCUCCUGAUUUUUUUAGCAUUAAAGAUGAUAAGAUUGUACCCUGUGAAGUACCUGAAAACACAACAACAGAUAUUCUAACCCCAACAGAGGACAUAAUAUCACAGAGUUUACCAGAUCAAGUAAAAAUUGAGGACAAUGACUGUAAUAAAAAAGCAGAAAUUUGUGGCUCGAGAAAAUCUGAAAGAGCUUGCAAAGGUGCACUGUACAAAACUCUGGUAUCAGAAGGCAUGCUUACAUCUCUGCGUUCCAAUGUUGAUAGAGGAAAACGAAGCUCAGGAAAAGGUGGCAACUCUGAUCAGGAAGGAUGCUGGAAUGAAGAAACUUGGGCAUUUUCCUUAAGUGGGACAAGUGGGAACAAAAAGUUAAAAAGAAGUAAGCCAAAGGAAGACAUUGUUUUGGGUUUAGCAAAGCUGGAAGAAGAAUUUGAGAAGAAGUUCAACAGCCUUCCUCAAUACAGUCCAAUCACAUUUGAUCGUAAAAAUGCCUCUCUACCAAGAAAAAAGAAGAAAGUUGGCAGUUAUGCUAUAGACCAAACAAAAUCUAACAAAGAGUCUGUGAUAAUACAAGAACCUUUGGUUGGAAGUCAGAAGAGAAAAGCAAGGAAAAGCAAGAUCACACAUCUUGUCCGGACAGCAGAUGGUCGAGUUUCACCAGCAGGGCAAGGUUUGGAAGAGAAACCAAAAGGACAACUGCAGAAUACUCUUCAGAGAACAUUAAAUACAGGGAUGGAAUGCAGUGAGGAAUCCCUGCUAAACAACGAUCUUGCGGAAAAUCAUAGUAUGACAUCAGACAUGCCAUCUGUAUCUGCAUUCUUCAGUUUAGCUGCCUUAGCAGAGGUAGCGGCAAUGGAAAAUGUAGACAGGAAUCAGAGAACAGCACCUCUUCCCUGUGAUGGACAGCCAAAAGAAAUGUCUCAGGCUCCAGUGCUUAUUUCCUGUGCUGACCAGUGAAGCUCUACCCUUUUGUAAAACAUUGUGCUUUACCUAAUAUUCUAGCCUUGUCUUUACCAAUGGAUGGUAGUCAGUCCAUGUGAUGGAGGAACUCAUAGACUGAAAAUGAGUGGUUCAUGUUCAGUGUGGCACAGAUUUCACUUAAAGCUUGUUCCAGGUCCCUUUAGCUUGAGCCUAAAAUGUACUAUGAGAGUGAUGCUAUUUCUCUCUUAUGGAACAGAAAUGAAAUAUCCUGGAACUUUGCUUUCUAGUGACGGUUUUUAAAGUGGUAAAUUCACAGUUACAUGGAGAAAGGAAACUUUACUGUAGCUCACACAGCACCUGUUCUGUCAAAAGUAGUUCAUAUGAAGUCUAGCUACUUUAAGCAAAAGUACAGAGAAAGGAAGGAAGGAAGGAAGGAAGGAAGGAAGGAAGGAAGGAAGGAAGAAAGAAAGAAAGAAAGAAAGAAAGAAAGAAAGAAAGAAAGAAAGAAAGAAAGAAAGAAAGAAAGAACUGAUACACUGCACUAGUUACUAGAUAAUCUUAGUCCUUUUUACAUGAACAUUUAAGUUCUCGGAUGGUUUAUAUAAUAGGUUAUGCCUACAUUUAUAUAUUUAAGAGUGAAUUUAAAAGCCUGUUUGUAGACUCCAAGAACGCAUGGGAGCUGUACCAUUGUUUGAGGUCUAUAUGCGGCCAUAGGGCCAAGAAGUUCUGCACUUUUCUGAAUUUGCCACCAGGGUGAUAGAAUUUUUGGCAAAAAAAUAUUGACAGGCUUUAUUGUGCUUUUUAAAAAAAAUUAAGCAUAGAAUAAUGAAGAUUUACAUUUAAAGCAAAGGUCUGGCAUACAGAUAAGAGCAGUGCUUACAAAUUACUGGUUUGAAUUUCAAGCCUUGAAAAUUUCAUUUAUUUUUGGACAGAAAUUCAGAAUGACUAAGUUUAAAGCAGUGAAAUGGGGAAAAUACUAUUAAUAUAUUGUUCAGAAGUGACCUUAGUACUACUUCACUCUUUUGGGGGGAAAUCUUUUCAGUUGACAUAUACACUGAUGAAUAUAUUUUACAUUUUAUGGACACUGGAAUUGUCAUAAAUACUAUGCACAGUCUGAAUUGGCUUCAUCAGUUUAUGAAGUGCCAGUGGUAAUUUGGGAUGGUAAAGUGCUGAGUAUAGCGUAAGUAGAUGAUGACUGAGGAAUAAUGUUACAGAAUUUAGACCAUCAAACAGACCAUUUUUCAAUUUGUGUUAUCUUUAUUCUGUGUUGCAUCCUUUUCCCAUCUCUACAUCUCUUGCCAGAGCAAGUUCUAGGGGUUAUAUAAUUAUUAUUACUUUAUGUUAUUUCUUAAUUACUUUAUAUAUGCCAGUUUCUUGUCAUUCAAUACAACGUGCAGCAGCAUCUAUACAGAUUCUUUUUAAAAAGACACCCUAAUUGGCUGCAUGAUAUGAAAUCAUUGAUAGGUGGUACUUUAAUUUUUAUUCAAGGUCCCAAGUACAGUAAUUCUGCUGUAACAUUAAGUAGGGGAAUUUGGCAUCUGUGUACACGGUUUUCCAUCUGUCUAGGGAUGCACAAGUGGAAGUCUCCUUCCACAUGUAUACAGACCCUGACUGGAUCAGGGCAACAAUAUUCCUAGCAGCAACAUUUUAUUUUUCAUAAGAAUUUGACAGGAACUUUACACAUUAAUACAGGGUACUUCUUCCACAGCACAAGAAAUUUCCCUAUUUUGAUUUGCAUCAUAGCACAAAGAUUUAACCAAAUGCUAUUGAACAGACCCCAGCAAUAAUUUUCUAUGAGUCUUGUCUCUGGUGGAAUUUUGUGGUAGUGUUUAAUUCAGUGAGACCCUUUUAUAUUAAUUAGGUCUCUAUGAGCGUUUACACAGUGUUAGGCCUUCUUCAUUUGUAUGUGACAAAAUUGUUAGAGAAUAUGGUUUCCCCACUUUUUUAUUUGUAAUUGGAUUUAACAGCCAUACAAAAAGUGAUUCUUAAAACUUGCUUGGCUUAGCCUUUUAUUAUUCUAAUCAGUGCAUGUCUUUUCAGGGUCUGAACCAGGAACAACAAGCAGAUCAUAUACUUUGUAAUAAUUGAUAAUAACAAAAAUUGUCAUUUCAGCCUACAUUAAAAAAAACUCAUUCAAAGCUACAAAUGUUGGAUAAAAAAAAUCAACAGGCAUGAGAAAAUAAAAACUUGUUAGAAAAUUCAGGUAGAAGAAAUGUCCACAUACUGCUAUAACCUGUGGAGCUAUUUUAAUAGUUCAAUUUUGUUAAUGUUUUCUAAAUUAUUUUAACAAAAUAGAAUGCUGCCAUUAUGCCAUACCGUUGAGUAUAUAUUGUGGUAGCUAAAGGAAUAUAUGACCAUGUACUAGCUAUGGCUCAAAUAUGUUAGUAGCUGAAAUCCAAAUAUUUUACGAUGCAGCCUCUUCAUUUUUACCAUGGGUACUAACAUACACAUUCUAUUGAAUCCAUUAGAAUAACUCCAUUUUGCAAAAGUACAUCAUCUGUAUUCCAUUUUAAAUUUCUAUGUUGUUCCUAAAAUAUUCCUUUGUAUGAAUGGUACCUUUAUAAAGACUGCGGAAAAUUAGCUUUUUCUAAGUAAAUUAAUAUCUUAUUACCUUUCUUUCCAAAACUUUGUUGACUAUCCCUUAGACAAGGGACUGAAUAUGGGUCAAUUUACUGAAUACGAGUGUUUUCUGAUGCUAAUAAACUUUUCUGUAGAUAUGCUUAAUUUUUAAGCGAUUAGGCAUCAAGAGUAGCAGAAAUCCUGCAAUGCUUUAUAGUUCAUUAGGAGCACAGCCCACUUGGAAGAUUCUCUGCAGCUAUCCUCAUUGGAAUGUAGGUAUUGCACGGCUUCCAUUCAUUCCAGUGAGGUUCUGCAGAAAAAUAGCCAGAUAAAUUGUGCCCUGUGGUUUCUUUCUUUUGUUGUUGAAUGAUGUCUUAAUUUUAGAGACUUGCUGAAUUUAUUAGAAUGGGGAUCCCUGAUUUCAGAAAGGAAGAACAUUUGUUAGCACAAAAAAUGCGAAACCAACAAUGUAUUGUUAAAUUAGUUUUUUUAUUUUUUAUUGAUUUGUGCAGCUUUUAAAAAAAAGAAAUUUCAUUUCUGUGAUACAUAUUUUCAUAUAUCAGCAAUGUCACUAUCAAACCUAUGUCCAUGAAUCCAUUUUGAGCAAGAAAUGUUGCACCUUAACUAUUUCAAAAAACCAAAAUAUUAUGUUCUCUACUGUUUAUUCCAGUAUGUUGUAUUAUAGUUUAUCAAACCCAUUCUAAUUUAGCGGUUAUCAGUAUUUAUGCAUUUAACAAUAUCCUCUAGCUCUGAACCUGUAUAUGUCUUUUUUCUUUUACAAACAAAAUUUAAAUAAGAUAAACAACAUAUUCUACCCUCCUCUGUGGUCUCUUUCUGAAGAUGAGAUAUUUUCUAAA
This is a messenger RNA of Thamnophis elegans (Western terrestrial garter snake), 7963 nucleotides long. It is a transcript of the gene BBX, whose product is annotated as BBX high mobility group box domain containing. Gene Ontology annotation, molecular function: DNA-binding transcription factor activity, RNA polymerase II-specific; RNA polymerase II transcription regulatory region sequence-specific DNA binding. NCBI's taxonomy places the organism in Eukaryota, Metazoa, Chordata, Lepidosauria, Squamata, Natricidae. The transcript is spliced from 17 exons. Gene Ontology annotation, biological process: regulation of transcription by RNA polymerase II. The record is from RefSeq and is a predicted model, not a curated record. The coding region runs from base 1866 to 4583 and encodes 905 amino acids. Gene Ontology annotation, cellular component: nucleus.